Pelodiscus sinensis (Chinese soft-shelled turtle) is the source of this 1511-nucleotide messenger RNA. NCBI's taxonomy places the organism in Eukaryota, Metazoa, Chordata, Testudines, Trionychidae. The record is from RefSeq and is a predicted model, not a curated record.
GGCCUGUGCCCGGCCCGGCCCUGGUGCAUGGCGCCGGGGGGGCUGGAGACGCGCCCUGCUCCCUGCAGGUGACGGGCGCUCGCUGGCUGUGUCUGGCCGUUCAGACCUGGCCAGGGAGCAGCCGGGAGCCUAGUUUAGAACAACCUGGCACAGAUCUGUUUUGCUUUGGCCAGCAUGGUGCAUUCUUUGAUCAAAGCAUAUUCCUUACUGGACCACAUGAGGCUAGUCAAGCCCAAGGUGGCGUCCCUGGAGGAAAUGGCGAGCUUUCACACGGAUGCCUAUCUGCAACACCUGCAGAAGGUCAGCGAGGAGGGGGACGACGACCACCCGGAGUCCGUGGAGUACGGGCUGGGUUACGACUGCCCUGCUACUGAAGGGGUCUUUGACUAUGCAGCCGCUGUCGGAGGGGCCACCAUCACUGCAGCCCAGUGUCUGAUGGACGGCAAGUGCAAGGUAGCGAUUAACUGGCCUGGAGGGUGGCACCAUGCAAAGAAAGACGAAGCGUCUGGCUUUUGCUACCUAAACGACGCCGUGCUGGGCAUUCUGCAUCUGCGUCGGAAAUUUGAUCGCAUCCUCUACAUCGACUUGGACUUGCAUCAUGGGGAUGGGGUGGAAGAUGCCUUCAGUUUCACCUCCAAAGUCAUGACUGUGUCGCUGCAUAAGUUUUCCCCAGGAUUUUUCCCAGGAACAGGAGAUGUGACUGACGUUGGCCUGGGGAAGGGGCGAUAUUACAGUGUCAACGUACCUCUCCAGGAUGGCGUUCGGGAUGAGAAAUAUUACCAGAUCUGCGAGACUGUGCUGAAGGAGGUGUACACGGCGUUCAACCCGGAAGCAGUAGUCCUCCAGCUGGGCGCAGAUACGAUCGCUGGGGACCCCAUGUGCUCAUUCAACAUGACUCCGGUGGGGAUUGGCAAGUGUCUGAAGUACGUUCUCCAGUGGCAGCUGGCGACUCUCGUCCUGGGCGGGGGAGGCUACAACCUUGCCAACACAGCUCGCUGCUGGACAUACUUGACUGGGGUCAUCGUGGGGAGAACACUAUCCUCCGAGAUCCCUGAUCACGAGUUUUUCACAAAGUACGGUCCUGAUUACGUGCUGGAGAUCACGCCGAGCUGCCGGCCAGACCGCAACGAGCCACACAGAGUCCAAGAAAUCCUCAGCACCAUCAAAGGGAACCUGAAGCACGUCACUUAGCUGCCAAGGAGAGGUGGGUUCCUGAGGCCAAGGCAGCCCGCGGGGGACGUUGGAAGGAAUUCCUCCUCUUCUGGACCAUCCCAGGGAGCGCCGGGGGCGGGGGCACCCCAGUGGCUGUGAGCACAUGGCAGCCCCAUGCUCCUGCCGUCCAGCCCCUUGUUCCGACAGCUUCUCCCCAAACCUGCUUUCAUGGUCCCUGCGGGUCCUGUGAGGGGCCCCGGGCUGCGGGCGACACCGCUGUGACGUGCGCCUCGGGCGCGCUGAGCGAGAGGCUGCGUCCCUGCCGGGGGAGGGGUGGGUGGGACAAGUGUCUUUUUAGC